UCCCCGGGAUGCUGGCGGCGGUGUGGACAGCCCCGCGGUGGAGUUGCUGGGCGGGGCGGCGUGAGCUCCGGAGCGGCCCUGGCGGGGUCCUGCACGCCCCGUGCUCCGCCUGUCCCGCGGGUGCCCUCCGCACCUGGUGGGGCAGGGAGCCGUGGCCAGUUGGCCCUGCGGAGGCGCGCGGGAGCGGCGGGGGCCCUCCGAGAGUCCCCAGGGCUCUGCGGGACGCGGAGGCAGGGCCGGCCUGGGAAGGGCAGACCUUGGGUCAGACGGACUGGACGGAACCGUGGCUCCUGGGGCUGGCGGUCUUCCACGUGCUGUGCCUGCUGCUCACAUGUCUCUCGUCCCAGAGGUACAAGCUGCAGGUCGGGCAUUUCCUGUGCUUAGUGAUUUUAGUUUAUUGUGCUGAAUAUAUCAACGAAAUAGCGGCGAUGAACUGGAGGUUAUUUUCAAAAUACCAGUAUUUUGAUUCGCGGGGAAUGUUCAUCUCUAUCGUGUUUUCAGCACCGCUGCUGCUCAACGCCAUGAUCAUCGUGAUUCUGUGGGUCCGCAAGACUUUGAACGUGAUGACUGACCUGAAAACCCUGCAGGAGAAGAGAAGAGAAAGGAAAAGGAAAGAAGAGUGACGCUGGGACGCGGGUGUGGGUGUUCCUAGGGGCCUCUCUCCUUGGCAUUGUCCUUGGAGGGCUCGCGUGUGCGUCCUGGGGCCACCUCGUCAGGCCCACCCCCGCCCCUCAUCGUGGCGCCGUCUCACCCAGCACACGCGGAAAUCAUCCUGAAAAUAAAUGCUGACGUCCAUGUGGGUGUCUCUCGAACCUGGGUCUGUUGGGACUUUCCAAAUGUAUGAACCCGUGGUGUCUGCGGAGCGCUUCCGGAGUCCCUCGUUGUUCGUGCCCUUUGUGUGAGCGGAGUAACUAUGAAGCGUCUGCAGUGUAAAACCUUCAACAGGUGACGAGCCGCACUGUCGUGCAUAGGCACCGUCACCCGCGUGGCCUGCACACGGUACAUGGCAAAGUCGGUGACGUUCUGGGCCGUCCUGGGGGCUGGAGCCCGGGGCGUGCCGGGCAGCCCCCGCGCUGGGGUGACGUGGCCCAGAACCUGCGCCGAGCUGCAACAGGGAAGCCCGGGCUAGAGGACCCUACUCGAGAUGCCGGGAGUCGGGUCCUGAGGACGCGCGCGCUUCUGAGCGCAGGGAACCCAGGCCCAGGAGGCGAGGCUUCCGUGAGCGUCCUGCCGCCCGCCCUGGGACGGGAAGGUCAUGGCUCCCUCGGGCCCUCGCAGCAGUUGCAGGCGCUACGGUAGGAAGGCCUCGAGGUCAGGGUUCCCUGGAGAGCGGGUGGUGGCCUGUGGAGCGAGUGAGGAUGAGCAGCGACGCGUGCAAGUGCCAGCGACAGCUCGGCUGUUGCAACAGGUAGAUCCUUCUACCCAGUAGCCAGGUUACGUCCCUUCCACGCGGAUCUGCUGCGACUCCGAGGCGUCCACUUCCAGGCUCCCGCCCAGUGUGGGACCCGCUGGGGUCCCGGGAGUAGAUCCCAGGGGCUGGAAGCGCACUGUCCCGAACAGCAGCUGCCGUGCUCGGGGGGUUUGACGACAGCCAUUUGUGAACAACCGUCUAAAUGUCAAAGAUUUUUCUCCUCUAAGUGAAACCUAUUCUUCAGAUUUCAAAUAAACCAACGAUAUGAAGCACCUGCAGGCAGCGCUCUGGAAGACGUUGCAGUUCGGUCUCGAGAUGCAGGUGAUGUUUCCAUGGACCGUCGGGUAUAAGCCGAGGAACUGCCUCCGGAGUUCUGACCGCGCUCCCCUGAGCCCAGGGGACCUUCCAGGUGGAUCCUGCACGCGCUUUACCCUGACCCGUGCCGGUUCCUGCCUGACGUCUUAUUUUUGUGUCGAAUGUAAAAAUGACACGGAAGCAGCGUCCUGCAUUGGGCCGGGUUUCCAGUCUGUGGGGCGUGGAUGGUGCCCAUGGGCCCUGGGCUCCCGCGGCCUGGCAGGCGGGCAGAGGGAGGGCCAGGACAUGCUCGGUGGCCCGCGUCCGGGUGUGAGCUCCCCCGUGUGGCAGCUCCGUGAGCGCGGCCUCUGCGGCCUCCGCGUGUGCGUGGGAUGUUGAGGGGACACUUGUACUUUGUCUUCACACGGAAAAAUUCUUUUUUUGACUGUCUAGUACGUGCCUACUUGGUGGCUUGAAUUGUGGCGUUAGCACAGGUCUUCCGUGCCCAGGAAGGUCCCGCGUGUCAGCUGGCCGGGCGCCGCGGGGUUGAGGCCUGUGUGCCAUGACGGGUCCCCCUCGCUCUCGCUUGAAGCAGGCGUUCAAGGACACGUUCACGAACAAAGACGAGAAGAGAUUUGUGAUAAGAAUAUGUUUUGCGUAUUCCAAAUCUGACACCUUUGGUUUCUUGAUUGUUGGAAAUAAAAUAUAUAUUUAAUAAUA
Molecule: messenger RNA, 2425 nt
Organism: Canis lupus familiaris (dog)
Lineage: Eukaryota; Metazoa; Chordata; Mammalia; Carnivora; Canidae
Gene: TMEM18
Product: transmembrane protein 18
Exons: 5
Coding region: 9-623 (204 amino acids)
Cellular component (GO): nuclear membrane
Source: RefSeq, a predicted model, not a curated record